Schistocerca americana (American grasshopper) is the source of this 1625-nucleotide messenger RNA. RefSeq names its product 26S proteasome non-ATPase regulatory subunit 14 (gene Rpn11). Gene Ontology annotation, biological process: proteasome-mediated ubiquitin-dependent protein catabolic process; protein deubiquitination. Gene Ontology annotation, cellular component: proteasome regulatory particle, lid subcomplex. NCBI's taxonomy places the organism in Eukaryota, Metazoa, Arthropoda, Insecta, Orthoptera, Acrididae. The record is from RefSeq and is a predicted model, not a curated record. The transcript has 7 exons. Bases 435 to 1370 code for a protein of 311 amino acids. Gene Ontology annotation, molecular function: proteasome binding; metallopeptidase activity; protein binding.
UAUUCUGCUUUUUUGCCAGAGAUCUUAAAGAAACUUAAUUAUAAAGUGGAGGCAAUAAUAAUGAGUAUUUGUUAAUGUCGUUUUCAUUCCAUCUGGAAAGAACUCCUGCAAUGUAAACUUUUCGGGAAAAACAUAUCAUUUUACUGGAUUCCUGAAGUACGCCCAUAUCAAACAUUUUCAACUAUGCAAACGUUAGCCUCUGUUACCUAACCCAAGUGGACCACCUCGUAACUUUGGCUGACGACGCAACUCUUCCUGACCGGUGUCCAUUUUGAUUUCCCACAAUGCUUCGUGAGAUAGCAGAUUUGAGUUCGUGACUUGGUGUGUAGUGAAGCUUAGUUAGAAAAUUUUGACGUACGUAAUAAACAUUGGUGUGCAGAAGACAGGAACAGAGCAACGUCUUUGGUAUAAAAAGUUUUACUUGUGCCAGUGCUAUGGAUCGUUUAUUACGGUUAGGUGGGGGUAUGCCAGGUUUGAGCCAGGCACCUCCGCCUUCAGACGCACCCGUAGUUGACACAGCAGAACAAGUUUACAUUUCUUCAUUGGCUUUAUUAAAAAUGUUGAAACACGGUCGCGCUGGAGUGCCGAUGGAAGUCAUGGGUCUCAUGCUUGGAGAAUUUGUUGAUGACUAUACAGUUCGUGUGAUUGAUGUGUUUGCAAUGCCGCAAACGGGAACGGGUGUAAGUGUCGAGGCCGUGGAUCCUGUAUUUCAGGCUAAGAUGCUUGAUAUGCUAAAGCAAACUGGACGACCAGAAAUGGUUGUUGGCUGGUACCAUUCUCACCCAGGUUUUGGUUGCUGGUUAUCUGGUGUAGACAUAAAUACACAACAGAGUUUUGAAGCACUUUCAGAGCGUGCAGUGGCAGUUGUGGUGGACCCUAUCCAGAGUGUCAAAGGUAAAGUUGUGAUUGAUGCAUUUCGACUUAUCAAUCCUAAUAUGAUGGUCCUGGGACAAGAACCUCGCCAGACAACAUCAAAUCUUGGUCAUCUCCAGAAGCCUUCGGUACAGGCUCUCAUACAUGGACUGAAUAGGCACUAUUACUCUAUCAGCAUUAAUUAUCGCAAGAAUGAAUUGGAGCAAAAGAUGCUUUUGAACCUGCAUAAAAAAUCUUGGAUGGAUGGCCUUAUGCUAGCUGACUACUCUGAGCACUGCAAGCUCAAUGAAUCAACAGUGCAGGAUAUGUUGGACUUGGCACGUAACUACAACAAGGCAUUAGAAGAUGAAGAGAAAAUGACGCCUGAACAGUUGGCAAUUAAGAAUGUGGGAAAGCAAGAUCCAAAACGACAUUUGGAAGAAAAAGUGGACAUUUUAAUGACAACUAAUAUUGUGCAAUGUCUAGGAGCCAUGCUUGAUACUGUUGUGUUUAAGUGAACAGUGUUAUUCUAAACUGCAAAGCCACCAUCAGAUUGCAGUAUAUGAUGAUGAACAAAUAAGUGAAUAUAAUUUAUUAAUAUGUGGUUAAAGAGUUUUGUCCUUUGAUAACGCACUAUGGAAAACAGUGGACUUACAAACUGAUGGCUCUGCUUUCACCUUAUGCAAAUGUUCUAAUUUGCAUAGUUAAAAGAAAUUGUGUAACACGUGUCCAGCAAUGGCAGAUAAUAAACGAAAGCGUGUUGUUUUUAAUAA